ACUGGAACGUUUCGGGAAGCUAUAUGGGCUGGUGAUGGGCCUGUCGGCCUUGGUGUCACUCCUCCAGUACCCCUGCUUCGCACUCAUCAAGGGACCGCUCAGCGAUGACCCCUUCUAUGUGAACACUGGCCUCAUCAUCGUCAUCCUCCUGGCCUUCCUCAGUCCGCUGGUGGUGCUGCGGGAGUACCAGCGCCGGGAGAGGGAGCAGGAAAAGCAACAUGUUGACUCACCCCCCCUGGCCAAGGCCGGUGUGGAGUCCUCCAUCUGACCCCCCACCCCCAGCCAGGAUCUUCAGGGGCUGUUCCCCCCCCAAAAGGGAAUGAGGAAAGGGAAUUAGGAGUGCAGGCUGAGCCCCAGCCAAUCCCCAGCUGUGUCCCUCCAGCCCAGCAUUGUCACCAUCAGCUCCAGCCAGGCAGGCACUCCUCUUCAGCAGCAGGGUGGUGGGUCACGCUGGGGUAUUUUUACAAAUACUUGAUUUUCUAGGUUUUUGUAUAGCC
Molecule: messenger RNA, 497 nt
Organism: Chrysemys picta bellii (western painted turtle)
Lineage: Eukaryota; Metazoa; Chordata; Testudines; Emydidae
Source: RefSeq, a predicted model, not a curated record